Molecule: messenger RNA, 396 nt
Organism: Lactuca sativa (garden lettuce)
Lineage: Eukaryota; Viridiplantae; Streptophyta; Magnoliopsida; Asterales; Asteraceae
Source: RefSeq, a predicted model, not a curated record
AUGUACCACUCAACACCCACCCAACACCACCUACUACUACUACUACUACCUACCACCAAUCACCACCACUUACAACCCACCAACCACCACCACUACCAACCACUCAUCAACACAACCAACAAUCCACUACCACUACCACCACCACCCGUCACCAUCAACCCCACCACCAUCACAUAUCGCCAUCACCACCACCAACCAUCCACCACCACCCACCAAUCACUACCACCACCUAUUAGCAGGAUCUGCCUACACCAUCUAUCACUACCAUGUGCCAACACCACUCCACCUAUCACCCACCAAAACCACCAGUACCCACCACCAUCAUUACCACCCACCACCACCAACCACCACCACCCACCACCAUUACCAACACCCGCCACUACUACCAACCACUAA